AUGGAUUUCCGUAGUGAUGUUGAACUAAUGACAUCAUCACUCAAGCUGCUAUUAGGCGAAGAAAAUGUUAGACCUUAUUACGGAAAAGGGAUGACUCACGAUGUAAAGAAGAAGACUGACUCUGCCUUCAGAGGAAAAGGGUUUCAAGUUUUGGUAGCCACUGAGUCCUAUGAGGUUGGCACACAUAGUCCACAUGUGGACAAUAUUUUCAGGGUGGGUUGCAUGCGUAACCUUAGUGUUAUGAUCCAAGAAUUUGGCAGAGCUGGAAGAAGUGGUAACAACGCUGAUGGUUUUCUUCUAAUCAAUGAGACAAAGGACGACCAAAGAUUAGCUUUCUCGACCAAAAACUGUUCAAAAAGUGAAGAAGAACAGAUAAAAGCACAACUAAUUCAAUCAUGGCGCUGGGUCUACUCUAUAUACUGCGGGCGAUGUAUGAGAGAGGAAAUAAUCAGUAAGUUUGGAGAAGGUCAGCUGGAGUUGCAGUGUGUAGACGAGUGUUGUUCCAGUUGUGAUAUCAAAGAUAAAAGAGAUUUCAACGCAAAGGAAGCGAUAAGGCUUCUACUUCAGGCAGUUUUAGACCUUGGACUAAUACGGGCUUAUAAGGAAGGGGUAAAAGAGGAAGUACUGAUUGGAUGGUUAAGAGCGAGCAAGAAAGAUACAUUCCCUCUACCCGAAAUGCAGAAAAUCAUGGAGGAAACGCAGACAUAUUCCGCUGGUACGAAGACUUUUGAAGGUAGAAGUUCCCAAGGGUGGUGGUCAAGGGUUCUGAGACAAGCUAUUAAUUUACAGUUGAUUGACAUAAAAUAUAACAUAAUAAGGUGCACGUCAUUCACAAGAGUAUGGAGGCAGUACAAAGUUUCCGAGAAAGGGAAGCAAUUUCUUGAUUCUCCUUAUGAUAUCCUGGUUCUGGAUCCAAUAAACGAUCCCUUCGAUCAAAAAACAAAACAAAAGGAGGUAGUCACAAGAGCAAGGACUCGAAGAGGACAUCAUCAUUUGCCGAAAAUAAAGGAUUGCCUGAAGAAUUCAGUAAAUUGGAUUGAAUUAACGCUUAAGGACCAGUAUGAAUUCCCAGGAUUUGACACAUCCUCAGCGACGUCGCAACCAAACUUUAUUUUCGUUAAAGAUUAUAGAAAGUUAAGUUUCGCUCCCAGUACUCAAUCUCAUUUUAUUUGGGAUGAUAAUCAGCUGUCAAAACGAAGCACACAAACAGCCAAGCACAAUAUAGUUAUAGAUGGUGUGGAUACCUCAUUGAAUGUGAGAAGAGGGCCUUGUGAAGGUGUGAAGAAGUGUACUGGUCCUGACUGUUCCUAUGUUGUCUCUAACAGACAAAAGGUCAAUCGAUGUGUACACCACAGAGACAGUCAUUCUCUUGUUUCCACUGGACUGUGUCCUGCACAUAUGGUUUACAUAUGGCCAUCCCUUGACGAUGGAAGGCGAUGGAUUGGGGUUGUGCCAGGCACGCAACAUAAUCACUCAAAACCAGCACCACACAUCCUGUCGAGCAAAGUUAAAGAGGACAUCAGGAAAGUGGUAUCUGAUGAUAGUACUAAAAGUACCAAAGAUAUCAUGAAGGGAUUUGGAAUUGGUUACGUCCCCGCUGAAGCCAGUUCACCUGCAGCUAACGCUGACCGUGUGAGGAGAGAGAGGAAAAUGGCGCUUGGAAAAUGGAUGUCUUUUCAUAAAGAACUUCGUUUACUAGAUGAGAUACUUGGUUUUGAUAAAAUUAGGAAAAAAGUGGAAGGUAACCAGUUAUAUGAUGAAAGCACGAACAUAAGAGAAAAAGUCAACAAAAUGAUGGGACAGUAUCAGGUGGAAGGAUCUGAGUAUAUUUUUACGCCUGCCAGGAAGUACGCGUUUUUUAUGUCGCCAUUUCAAUCAACUCUUUUGAGUAGAGCAGAAGAUUUCUUCAUGGAUGUGACUUACACAGGCAACGACUUUUUUCCAUACCUUCUUAACAUCGUAACUUUCAACGAUCAAACGUGCGUGUAUAACGCGGUCGCAAGAGUACUGUGCAGUAGACAAGAUGGCGAGACUUAUGCCAAGUCUAUAACCACAAUUUUCGACAAGGUUUCACAUGAUCAUGCUCAUUUCUCAAACGGUGCAAAGUUAAAGUCUAUACUCGUGGAUUUCGACGAUGCACAAUACAAAGGACUGAAAGAAUGUCUCGGUGAAGAACUGGCCAAGAAAGUCAUCCGGGGGUGCAGUGUUCAUUGGCAACGAUCAGUGAAUAGAGUCUGUAAGUUGGUUUGCCAAAGCGAGGAUGAAACUCGAAUCUUCAAAAAUUUAGCCCGCAAAAUCGAAGAGGAACGAGAUAAAGAAAAUAUUUACCUAACUUUCGAUGUACUAUCGGGCUCCAGGAAACUGCAAGACGCUAAACAGUUGAUUGAGUGCGACCUGUGUUCUGAACUUGACAAGCUUGACAACCAUAAUUGGACAAAACUGAAGCACUGGAGAAAGUGGUGGUGUCGGUUGAAUCACCUAGCAAUGUUUACAAGGGCCUUUAAGGAAAUGGAAGAGAAAGAUUGGGAAGAAGGACCAUGUACGACCAAUCCAGUCGAGGCAUUGAACCGACAAUCACUGCAUGAAGGCUGUACCGUUCUUCAUACUUUAAUGAAAAACAUUUACCUGGAGGAUCGCCUGCAAGCGGUGAAAACAGCAGUUUGCGAAGAUAAUGUUACAACCUCUUAUAGGGCAUCACCUGGUAAACCAAAAAGUAAACGAAAGCCUACAAGCAUUGGGAAUUCAGGAGAUGAAGGUCCACCAGACAAGCGCCGCCAUAUAAUCAGUCAGAAAAGAAGGCCGAAUGGUAGAGCGUUAAUCAAUCGUGUCAUUGAAGUUGAAUAUGAUGAAAAGAACAAAUCAGGAAAGGUGACAAAGUACUGGGGAUGGUGCAAAGGACAAAUCGUGGCAUACCGGAAACAUGAAGGGUACUUGGUAAAAUUUGAGGAUAGAAUUGAAGAUGACGGAACAGUCGUUGCUGGGUGGUCGGAUUGGAUUGAAGACUUAAAUAGCAAGGAUGUACGUUUGUUAGAUCCGUAA
Porites evermanni is the source of this 3039-nucleotide messenger RNA. The record is from the annotation of a GenBank genome assembly. Lineage: Eukaryota; Metazoa; Cnidaria; Anthozoa; Scleractinia; Poritidae.